This is a messenger RNA of Fusarium graminearum PH-1, 546 nucleotides long. RefSeq lists its product as uncharacterized. Bases 1 to 546 code for a protein of 181 amino acids. The transcript is spliced from 2 exons. NCBI's taxonomy places the organism in Eukaryota, Fungi, Ascomycota, Sordariomycetes, Hypocreales, Nectriaceae. The record is from RefSeq and is a predicted model, not a curated record.
AUGACCGUUCCUUUCCUGAAACAGAACGAGCUUUGCCAUGUGCUGUCUGUAAAUGAUUGCAGGAUAUUCAGCGACAUUAAAGAGGAAGAUGAGCACACCCAAUAUUUGCCGGGAGACCCACGCAUUCAGCUCACAGAUCCAAACAUUGGGAGUCGUCUCCAAGCCGAGUUCGUCACAGAAGACCUGGAUAAGAUGGCGCCGCAUCUCUGGCUGAUGUCUACACAGAGCAGCAGCAACAUCUCACCACUCACUGAACAGAUCACUCGCGGUCGAAGAUUGAUAGUCACUGAGAAUCCAGGGUUACAUCUCGUGUGGAUUCAUGAUCGUGUAUUUCUCAAACCUUUGCCUGAGUACCUUUUCUCGCAUGCCUUUUGGGAGUACUACCUCGUUUCAUCACAUUCCCCGAUAGAAGCACCUUUCCGUCAAAUGCUUCUCAAGGCAAUAUUCUUCAACCUCUCCUCGAUAUCAGUUUGGCGAGUUGAGGCAUACACGGCUCAAUUUCUGGUGCAAGAUAUUCCUGUCAAAGUCGAGCUACCACAGAGCUGA